UAUAGGAUUUGAAUCCUAUGUGAAACACUAACAAUAACAUGGCACGAAUAUGUGCAAAAGAUUUCAUGCAUUAAUUGAUAGUUUAACUCUAUUAUUAUAAUUUAUAUUAAUAUGAACUAGUGACACAGAACAAAUGAUUAAUAUUAACACAGAACUGUUAUAAUAUCUAUGUUCCUUUUACAGUUUUUGAGUUUUAGUUUUAUUGUGUAAUACUGCAUGAGGCAUUUUGUAACAUCUGUGCUUUGUCCAUCAUGACAAGAAUUGUUUCUGUGACAAUAGAAGCUGCUUCCCCAGAAGAAGGAUCUCCAUUUACAGUUUUUGAUUUUGAAAUAAAGAAGGAAAAGUUUGAAGUACCAAAGGAAACUGAGAACACAUUUGUUAAAACUGAGCAAAGUGUUGAUUCAACAAAGAAUGACAUUAUUUCCAAGUUCAGUGAGAGUGAUGAUGAAACUGUUGAUUGUACACAACAUGAUGUUAUGAGUUUGAAAAGAGAAAUUGAACCAAAAGAGGAGUUUCAACAAAUUAACUCUGGAUUAGAAGGUUUAUCAGAAAUACCCAAUAUGGAUGGAAACCAAGAAACAGUGCAAGAAAAAAAACAUCAUUUAGCAAGAGAAAGAAAAAGGCGAUUGAUGGCACGAGAAAGUCAAGAAAGAUUACCAAAAAUUAGGACAUCUGUAGCAGAGCAAAAAGUAUUGAGACGAUCAAGUGAAGGAACAACACAAAGAAGAUGUGCAAACAGAAAAAAUGAAACAGUGCAAGAAAGAAAAUGUCCAUUAAGAAGAGAAAGAAAGAAUCGAUGGAUGGCACGACAAAGUCAAAAAAGAUUAGAAAACAUUAGGGUAACUGAAGCAGAACAAAUAACAUUGAGACAGCCAAAUGAAACUCAUGAAGAAACAACAGAAAGAAAACUAACUGAUACAGAAAAACAUGUAAACAGAAACAAUGAAACAGCACAAGAAAGAAAACGUCGGUUAGGAAGAGAAAGGAAAAGGCGAUGGAUGGCACGACAAAGUCAAGAAAGCUUAGCAAAAAUUAGGAUAAUUGAAGCACAGCGAAUAGCAUUGAAACGAUCAAAUGAAACUCCUGAAGAAACGACACGAAGAAGACAAACUGAUGCUGAAAGACAUGCAAAAAGAAACAAUGAAACAGCUAAAGAAAGAAAAUGUCGGUUAACAAGUGAAAGAGAAAAUCAAUGUAUAACACAACAAUGUCAAGACAGCUUAGCAAAAAUUAGGAUAACUGAAACAGAAAAAAUAGCAUUGAGAUGGUCAAAUGAAGCUCAUGAAGAAACAACACAAAAUGAUGCUGAAAGAUAUGCAAAUGGAAACAAUGAAACAGCACAAGAACGAAAACGUCGGUUAGGUAGGGAAAGAAAAAGGCGAUGGAUGGCACGACAAAGUCAAGAAAGCUUAGCAAAAAUUAGAAUAACUGCAGCACAGCAAAUAGCAUUGAGACGGUCAAAUGAAACUCGUGAAGAAACAAUACGAAGAAAACAAAUUGAUUCUCAAAGAUAUGCAAACGGAAUCGAUGAAACAAUACAAGAAAGAAAACGUCGGUUAGGAAGGGAAAGAAAAAGGCGAUGGACGGCACGACAAAGUCAAGAAAGAUUAGCAAGAAUUAGAAUAACUGCAGCACAGCGAAUAGCAUUGAGACGGUCAAAUGAAACUCCUGAAGAAACAACACGAAGAAAACAAAUUGAUGCUGAAAGACAUGCAAACAGGUACUGUGAAACAGUGCAAGAAAGAAAACGUUGGUUAACAAGAGAAUGAAGAAAUUGAGAUUAGAAACAAUUAGGAUAACUGAGUCAGAAUAAAUAGCAUGGAGAUGCUAAAAUGAAACUGAAGAAACAACACAAAUUGAUGGUGACAGAUAUGCAAAUGGAAACAAUGAAACAACUCAAGGAAGAAAAAAUAUUGGUUAGCAAGAAAAUGAAAAAAUCAGUGGAUAACACUACAAAGUCAAGAAAGAUGAGCAAAAACUAGGAUAGCUGAAGCAUAGCAAAUAGCAUUGAGAUGGUCAAAAGAAACUCCUGAAGAAAGAAGACAAAUUGAUGUUGAAAGACAUGAACAAUUUAGACAUGGAUAAAAAGCUGUACCAAUUAAUAUCUAUCAAGAGGGCUCAGUAGAGCAGCACAGUUGUGGUUCAAUGUCAACAAUGUGCAAAUUUUGUUACUCAAAAAAUUUUAAAAAGGAAAAACCAUCUGAUGGUAAAUCCAACAAUUGUUGCCAUUAAGAGAAAGUAAGAUUGGAAGAAGGACAACCAUUUCCUCAGUAUUUGAGAGAACUUAUGUUGAGUCCAACAUCACAAAAACAUCUGUUUAUACAACAGUAUAUUAUCGUUUGCAUUAAUGAAAGCAAAACUAGUUGAUGUUCAAGGUCAUGGACUAUAUUGUUUCAGAAUUCAUUGGACAAAUUUAUCAUCAAACUUCUCGAAACCACCUAUUGAAGAGUAAUGUAAAUUUGCUUAACUGUAUGUUUUUGAUUCUAAUGAAGGUGUAGAGGAGCAAAUGAAUCUGUAUGAAAAUAGACAAUUUGACAGUGCUGUAAUGAAGUAACUCAACAAAAUAAUAAGAGAAAAUAAUCCAUUUACUCAGGCAUACAGAAUGUGAAGUGAAAUUGAAAAAGAAGAGUGGAAAAAAGCAUUGAGAGAGAAUUGAACAAUACCAACUGUGAAUAUGAUUCUAUGUAAAAAUAGAAGUGACAGAAGAUAUUACAAUUUGCCACUGAAAUUGCAAUAGUUUUCAAAAAUGAAAAUGGAGAAUCACCAUUUCACAGAGAUAUACAUAUUUAUAUAAGAGUGCAAGUAAAACAAUUAAUUAAUCUAAAUGUCUUAAGAUCAAACUUAGAUUCAAUGACAUGUGUUGCUUUACCAAUAUGGUGAACCUGACUGGCAACCAAAUAUGUAAAUGAAUGAAUGAUUAUCCAAAAAUACUGUCAGGAACAAAAUCUCCAUUCUUCAAUACAAGGUUGCUCAAACAGCAACACGUGACAACUUCUAUCCACUUUUGAGUGCUGGAAAACUAACACAACAGUGGAUUGUGUAUUCUUAUCUCCAAGUUGAAACCAAUAAAUGUAAUUAUAUCAAAUUGAAACAAUCAUAGUUACGAGCAGAGAACUACUAAGGAGUAACAGAACAUAUAUCUUAUGCAGCUGCUAAUGCCGGAGUACCAGCUGGAAGAACAGUGAUAUUGCCAUGAUCAUUUCAAGGAUCACCUAUAAACAUGAGAGAGUGCAAUCAUGAUGCAUUGACAAUUAUAUCAAAGUUUGGAUGCCUUGAUUGGUUUGUAAUGUUCACAUGCAACCCUAAUUGGCCAGAAGUCAGAGAAAAUGUACGACUGGAUCUACAUCCAUCUGUUAGGCCUGAUUUAGUGGCACGUGUGUGUAAAUUAAAGUUGGAUACCUUAGUGACUGCAGUGCUCGGAGAAUUGAAUUCUAAAAAAGAAGUUUGCAUAUGCACACAUUUUGAUUACUUUGAAAAUAGAAGACAAAAUCAAUAAUGUCGACUUAAUUGAUCACACUGUAAAUGUUGAGAUACCUGAUCAACAGACACAAUCACAAUUACAUGAAAUUGUAAUAAGAUGCAUGAUACAUGAUCUUUGCAGUGCCUUAAACCCACACUGUGUGACCAUUCUGGUCAAUAAAGCCCACCAUUGAGAUUGGAUGUUCUGUAAGAACACUUGUAGAUUUUUCCUUGCAUUGUUUUGUUUGCUCCAGACUGCAUACUCAUGGACUAACAUGAGUAAAGCAGAAGGAGAUUGCUGCUCAUUCCUGCUGCUUCUUCAUCUGACUGAAUCAGGAAUAGUCUGUUUCAUGAUCACUGUCUCCGGUGCUGCGUUCCUCCAAACUCUCCUUGCCAUUUACCAGUUCCUAACCACUGGAGUGGUAACCAUGAAGGCUUCCUCCUGAGUGUGCUCAAUUCCAGUCAGUUAAGGGUAGGGUGGUGGUAUUUUGCCAGUGUAGAUGGUGUAUAGACACUCCUCCUACCAUGGAUCUGAUGUACUAUUCCAGGUUAUGGACUGGAAGAUUUCUGCCAAAUUGCAGUUUACCCCUCUGGCUGGGCACCUUCUUCCUACCAUCUCCCAGAUAUUGGUUUCCAGGAGGUACUAGUGUUGGUUGGAGCUGGACCACAUAAGUCCUAACAUGUGAGUGGCUGUCUACUUUUCUACUGUCAUCUGGAUGUUGGUUCCACGAGGGGUACUGGUGUUGGUUGCGUUGAACAUGCACACAUGAUGAUGUUGGUCCUUGGAAUGGAAGAUCUUCUUCCCUUUCAUUUCCCAUGUCUGAGAUGAAUGGUAGAGGACCCUCUUUCUACCAUGGGCCAGAUAUUCCUAUCACAGUACUGCUCUUGUUUGUUGAGGUUGAACUCCCCCUUAUGAUCCACUAUACACCAGGGGUUUCUUCAUUUAAUUCCUGUGGUCCCUCCUAUUAUUCCUUCCUAAUUGCAAUACAUAACUUUUCACAGGCUUAGGGUAUACCUGGCUCAAGAAGUGGUGAGGUCUCCCACAGAUGUGUCUUACAUACUCUAUAUUCACACACCCAAUGAGCUUCCUUUGGACACUUUCUGAAUGGGGCUUAUCUAGGUACUGUUAAACUGGUCCCUCCACCAUGUCAGUGUGGGAUUCUAGCUAUUCUGUGAGAGGAGGUAAGAUAUGAUAUUGGCACUUAACAUUUUCCAACACUGCAAAUGUAUUUCUGAUAGAUUCUUACCUCUUCUCCCCACUUCUGGUGUCUUUUCCGUUUCUGUUGCUCAAUCUUGAAGUGACUUUAGGCUAAGUUGCAUAGAGGGAGUCAGUUGUGCUAGGUGUUGUGUCGCACUUCUAUUGGUGGAGGAUUGUCACAUGUUUAUUUGCAUGCUAUGGCUCAGCUGCCUCACAUGAAAACAUGUGAGGCUAGGAGGGAGUGUCAAGACUAUUGGCAAGCAAAAAUUUAUGUAUAUAGAGAGCAGUACAAGUUGGGAAAAGCUAUUCUGUAAGAAUCUAUCGGAAAUACAUUAUCAGUGUAAGAAAAUGUUAACUUUAAUAAAAGGUAUUCCUGUAGACAAUAGAUAUAUUGUGCCCUACAAUAAAUAUGUAUCUUUAAAAUAUGACGCACACAUCAACUUGAAAACAUGCACUUCUAUGAAAUCAUUUAAAUAUGUAUUCACAUAUAAAUAUAAAAAUAUGUUUGUGCAAAAGUUUUCAUUAUUGAAAACAACAACCACUAACAGCUGACUUAUGAUAAGGUAGCUGCCCUUUUAGAUUCCAGAUUUAUGAGUGCAUGCAAAGCAAUGUAGAGAUUAUUGAAGCUCAAAAUGCAUGAUCAAUCCCAUAUAUUUAUUUGUCUUGCUGCUCAUUUCCCCCUUCAUCAAGAAGUCUUGUAUUAUGCUAACUAUACAUCAACAACAUUGACAGAAUUCUUCACUCUCAAUGAAUCUGAUGUUAAUGCAAGACAAUAUCUAUAUGUAUACAGAAAUUCCAUACCAUUAUGUAUUUCAAAAUAAUGUUGGGAAGAAAUGGCAACUUGGUCAUUGUAAAAUUAUUCCAUGAAUGUAUACUUUUAGCUCUAAGGUUCCAAAAGAUGCUAUCUUUGAUUGCUCUUGCUACACAUUGGCAGUGCAACAAGCUUUAAAGAUUUGCACACUGUUGUUGAUGGAAAAGUUUGUCCCAUUUUUAAAGAAGUAGUGAACAACAUUUAUUGGAAAAUGAUGAUGAAUGGUAUGGAUGUUUGGAGGAAGCAACUGUCUUUCAAAUGCCAACACAACUAAGGCAAACUUUUGCUUUCAUUUGUAUUUUUUGUCAACUUACAAAUGAUUUAACAUUGUGGGAAAAUUAUUGUAAUGAAAUGAAUCUUUUAGCAAAUAAAAAGCAUUGUUUGACAUCAAAACCACUGAAAGCUCGUAGUCUAGAAUUUUCUUCGUUCAAUUUACCAGAUCCUGGACCUAUUUCAAGUAAUAAAAGCCUAAUUUUUAAUGCAUCAAAAGCUGCACAACAAAAAAAAUCAAAAAUCUCAAUCCACAACAGCUAUCUGCCUUGAAUAAAAUAAUCAAUGCUAUAGGUAAUGAAGACUGAACAUCAC
Messenger RNA from Limulus polyphemus (Atlantic horseshoe crab), 6053 nucleotides. Its product is annotated as vicilin-like seed storage protein At2g18540. Lineage: Eukaryota; Metazoa; Arthropoda; Merostomata; Xiphosura; Limulidae. Bases 252 to 1769 code for a protein of 505 amino acids. The transcript is spliced from 4 exons. The record is from RefSeq and is a predicted model, not a curated record.